Cyclopterus lumpus (lumpfish) is the source of this 2956-nucleotide messenger RNA. It is a transcript of the gene exoc8, whose product is annotated as exocyst complex component 8. The record is from RefSeq and is a predicted model, not a curated record. The transcript has 4 exons. Gene Ontology annotation, cellular component: exocyst. Lineage: Eukaryota; Metazoa; Chordata; Actinopteri; Perciformes; Cyclopteridae. Gene Ontology annotation, biological process: intracellular protein localization; exocytosis; Golgi to plasma membrane transport. The coding region runs from base 121 to 2181 and encodes 686 amino acids.
GGUUACAACUUCCUGUUUGGGUCGAAAGCGGAUGUGAACAGAUGAACGCUUCCUCUGUCUCCUUUUCGUGACUCGUUUGUCAACAUUUCGCCUAAAUAAGUAAACGCACGCGACGGAAGAAUGUCGGAAACGGGGAACCGACUGCGGAAGCUGCUCGAAUCGCCUAAUUUUGACCCUCAAAAUUACGUCAAGCAGCUGUCACAGCAGUCCGAUGGCGACCGAGACCUCCAGGAGCAUCGUCAGAAAAUCCAAAACCUGGCCGACGAAACUGCCCAGAACCUGAAGAAAAACGUCUACAAGAACUACAGGCAGUUCAUCGAGACGGCCAAAGAGAUUUCGUACCUGGAGAGUGAGAUGUACCAGCUGAGUCACAUCCUGACGGAGCAGAAGAGCAUCAUGGAGAGCAUCACUCAGGCCCUGUUGUCCACAGACAAGGACGAGACUUCGAAGGAGAUGCAGGCUGCUUUCCCCAAAGAGACGGAGGAGCUGAAGCAGAGGACCCUGACCUCGCUGCUAGAGAAAGUGGAGGGAGGCAAAAACAUCUUGGACACUCCAGGGAGGCACCUCGUCUACAACGGGGACCUCGUGGAGUUUGACGUGGACAACAUGUCCCCCAUCCAGAAGGUGCACGCGUUCCUCAUGAACGACUGCCUGUUAAUCGCCACCUGGCUGCCGAACCGCAGAGGCACCGUGAAGUACAAGUACAACGCCCUGUACGACCUGGAGAGUUUUGCGGUGGUCAACGUGAAGGACAACCCUCCCAUGAAGGACAUGUUCAAGAUCCUCAUGUUUCCAGACAGUCGCAUCUUCCAGGCGGAGAACAGCAAGAUCAAGAAGGAGUGGCUGGAGAUCCUGGAAGAAACCAAGAAGAACAAAGUCACCAAGGACCGGCACAUGAAGGAGGAGGAGGCCCCGACAUCCCCCGUGAGGACCGAGGUGUCCACCAACCCUUUUGAUCAGGAAGAUGACGAGCCGCCAGGCGCCGGGGAAAGUGUGGAUCUCAGCCUCGAGUGGAUCCAGGAGCUGCCGGAGGAUCUGGACGUCUGCAUCGCCCAGAGAGACUUCGAGGGCGCCGUGGACCUGCUGGACAAGCUCAACGAGUAUCUCAAAGACCAGCCGGUCACCCAGAGGGUCAAGGAGCUAAGGCUGAAGGUGGACGAGCGCGUGCGGCAGCUGACGGAGGUUCUGGUGUUCGAGCUGUCUCCAGAUCGGUCACUUCGCGGUGGACCCAAAGCCACUCGGCGGGCCGUGUCCCAGCUGAUCCGACUAGGCCAGUCCACCAAGGCCUGCGAGUUGUUUCUGAAGAACCGCGAGGCCGCAGUCCAGACGGCCAUACGCCAGCUUCGCAUCGAAGGAGCCACGCUGCUCUACAUCCACAAACUCUGCAACAUCUUCUUCACCAGCCUGCUGGAGACGGCCAAGGAGUUUGAGAUGGACUUUGCGGGGAACACAGGCUGCUACUCCGCCUUCGUGGUCUGGUCCAAAUCGGCCAUGAGGAUGUUUGUAGAUGCCUUCAGCAAGCAGGUGUUUGACAGUAAGGAGAGCCUGUCGACAGCAGCCGAGUGUGUUAAAGUGGCCAAGGAGCAUUGUCAGCAGCUGACCGACAUCGGCCUGGACCUGACCUUCACCCUGCAGUCCCUGCUGGUCAAAGACAUCAAGGCGGCCCUGCAGAGCUACAACGACAUCAUCAUUGAGGCCACCAAGCACCGAAACUCCGAGGAGAUGUGGAGGAGGAUGAAUCUCAUGACCCCCGAGGCUCUGGCUAAACUCAAGGACGAGAUGCGCAGCUGUGGCGUCGGCAGCUUCGAGCAGUACACUGGCGACGACUGCUGGGUGAACCUGAGCUACACCAUCGUGGCCUUCACGAAGCAGAUGAUGAGCUUCUUGGACGAAGGCCUGAAGCUCUACUUCCCCGAGCUGCACAUGGUGCUGCUGGAGAGCCUGAGGGAGAUCAUCCUGGUGGCCGUGCAGCACGUGGACUACAGCCUGCGCUGUGAGCAGGACCCGGAGAAGAAGGCCUUCAUCAUGCAGAACGCCACCUUCCUCCACGACACCGUGCUGCCGGUGGUGGAGCGGAGGUUCGAGGAGGGCGUGGGCAAGCCCGCCAAACAGCUGCAGGACCUGAGGAAGAGCACCCGGCCGGUCAGAAUCAAUCCAGAGAGCACCACGUCGAUGGUGUGAGAUUGCAAUAAAGGAUGGCGGCCUGGAAAAAAAACUCUUAGGUGCUCUUCUGCUGACUGUUGUGGCAAUUAUUUUAGGAAUAACUGCUAGAUGUUGGUUGUUUUGAGAUUUGCAGGACAAGAAAUGACAGAAUGCAUCAUGGAGAACAGCGAAUACGAUACCUCAAGAGAGGUAUGUGUAAACCGCUAUUUGUACCGACUCUCACAAAAAUGGCCUUUUUGGUGUUGGCUAAUAUUGAUGAAAAAUGAUCAGAUCUUUGAGAAACGACCCAUUUGAGAUGUCCCAUUUGUCAGUGUAAAAUUCAUUUCAUCUACAUUUGAGUUAACCACAUGAUUUGGCACAUUGUAGUGUGUUUUCAUGUCAGUGUGUGUGUGUGUGUGUGGACACAUUUGUAUUAUCGUCACAUUUCAGUCAAGCAGCUGAUGAAUAUAUGUACAUCUUCUGAUCAGACGGGGUAUGUACAGUUUUGUGCUUGUGUUACCCAGUUCUCUGAAAUUCCAUAAAACAACUUAUUAAAGCUAUUGGCAAACAAAUCCUCAUCUCAAUGGAUUGUGUAUGUGCUCUCCAUCAAAAAGAAGGCUGUUUGAAAGUAAAGUAAUAUAUUAUGAUGUUUGAAUCCGACUCAUUUAGCUUUGAUGGUGACGCUGCUGGACUGCUGUUAGACACUAAAUAGCAUUCCAGCAUAGGAAUGAUGGAAAGGGAUGACUGAAUAUAAUAAUAGUCCAGUUUGUGUUGAAGAAAAACACAUGAAAUGAAAUAAAGAUCUUCAUGCACA